This is a messenger RNA of Brienomyrus brachyistius, 3078 nucleotides long. Its product is annotated as tandem C2 domains nuclear protein. Lineage: Eukaryota; Metazoa; Chordata; Actinopteri; Osteoglossiformes; Mormyridae. The transcript has 12 exons. The record is from RefSeq and is a predicted model, not a curated record. Gene Ontology annotation, cellular component: nucleus. The coding region runs from base 135 to 1574 and encodes 479 amino acids.
AAUACUCCUGCGUAAGCUUCGUCGGGGGACGGAGGCGAUGGUUUGUGUGCUUCACAUUCUUUUGGGAGACGGUACCGAUGGCACUGCCUUCCUCAGGUUCCUGGGAAACCAUUUAAAACCUAGAAUCUUACAGUAUGGCGAUGGAGUGUCUUAAAAAUUGUUUCAAGACCUUUCCACACAAGAUCAAAGACACUGGAUCCCAAGCGAGAUCAUCUUCAGCAUUGAAAACAGACCCAAGGCGUCUUCCCUCCGAAAACGUGAUCAGAGAUUCCGGGGACUACUUCCUGUCCAAGCUCCCUGCAGACGGGAGAGAUGUACCCUUUGUGCUUCCUGCCUUCAAGUCUUCUUACGUCCAGCCUAGUGGCAACCAGUACCCUGUUUAUGGGGAUGAUCUGCACUACUCGACUAGAAGGGCCUACGCAGACCGGAAAGCUGAGCUGUCAAGGACAAAUCACAUUGUCUACAAUCCGUGCUACUCUCUGAACCAGAGCACCCUGGCUGAUCUUCCCGGAUCCUCACGCCACUCCAUAUCCAAGAACAAUGUUAUGGGCACAUAUGGAUCUGUUUGCGAUUUGAAGAGCGAGAAAGCAGCCAUUAGCAACUCCGUGUUAGACCUUACUCACCUUCCGAAUCACGUGCAGUGUUAUGACUCAGUAUCCAGUGUCAGGAGUAGUGUUUCCUCUGUGAGAGACUCCCCUGGAAGCAGCCGUAGCCUUGAGUCCAUUACGCUUUCGGGGGAUGAGAGGGAGAAAGGCAGGUUGAGCAUAAGGUUGAGUUACCAGGAGGCCCGAGAGCAGGUCUGGAUAACACUCCUACAGUGUAAAGACCUGUAUUUCCCAGUGGUGUUUGGAGAACAGCAGAAGAUUGGAAUCAAAGGCAUAAUUACUACAGCCAAGCCAGUACAGUUCAAGAGCUCCAUCAAGGAGGCCACUCCUGAUCUGGAGAUAAUGGAGACGUUUGUCUUCAGUCUGUCUCUGAAGCAGCUGCACGGUGUAGGUCUGGUGUUCCGGCUUCAGACGUAUCUCCCUCAAAAGUGCACGCUGGGCGAGUGUGCAGUGUCAUUACGGCAACUGGGACCCAGUGAAACCCUGCACUGGUUGGACAUCCAUGCACCAUCCAAAGCUUCGAUCUGCCAUGCGGAGCUACAGAUUUCCACGUGUUUCCAGGCUGUCUGUGGUCGGAUUCAGCUCCAGGUGCUGGGAGCCCGAAAUGUCCCGAGUUCUUCUGCACCGUUCAGCCAAAGCUUCUUUGUUAAGGCAGAGAUGUAUUCCUUGGGUAAGCUUAUCACCAAGAAAAAGACCCGAGCUCUGAAGUCACCAGGGGGGCAAGUGCAGUGGUCAGAAACAUUCCUGUUUCCUUUGACAACUCAAGAACAAGGUGUUUGCUUUUCUGCCAAACUGUACAGUCGCAGCUCUGUGCGCAGGAAGCAGUUCUUGGGCCAGGUGAACCUUGGAUUUGAGAAUAGCACUUCUGACGCUGUCGAGCAGUGGAGGGACACCAUUGCACACCCUGAGAAGGUGGUUUCUGUGUGGCACAAGCUGAGUCGAGAGGACGGAUGUAUAUCUAAACAGUAACCCCUACCCUGGUCAGGCGUCAUCAUCCAGUUUUUGGGUACACAACCAGUCCUUUAUGUUGACGCAUAUGCAUACUUUGGCGGUGCUCUUCUGAAGUACUUCAAAAUGGUGACACAUGUGCUUUGCUUAGAACUUCAGCUGCUGAGUAUAUUUAGUUUACCCUGGGGUGGUUUGCUUCUGAGGAGUAGAUUUGCUCAUCCUGUGGCUUUGUAGUAAUUAUCCUAUCAGAUGUGCAUGGUUGAAUCCCGGACAAUACAGAAACUCUGUCAGGAAGCAUGGAGCCCAUACCAUAAGAGAGAGAAUAAUAGUCGCUUUGGCCGGAGCUUACUGAGAAGGGCGGAUGAUGUCACAGUUGGGAGGGGUGUGUAUCUUUAUUCUGAUUGGUCAGUUGUGUUUUGAUUGACAGGUCCAGGUGGGCGUGUUCCUUUAUGCUGUCAGAUGUGUUUCACAGAUAGGGCCACAUGGGUACAUGUGCCGUUAUGCUGAUAAGUGAUAAGUGUUUCACAGAUAGGACCCAAUAAACUUUAAGAGAAUAAAAAGACAUUACCUGUAUUUAUAAAUGUGCUAUUUUAGUUAUUUUAAUAAAUUUAAGGGAUGAAAAACAUUAGGUCAAGUUUUUGCAGACUUCACACAACCAGACCCCGCAAGGAGCUCGACCGACCCAUUGUCACCUCCACCGGUCAGCUUAACACAGCUAAAUCGUACAUGGUCACAACACAAGCCGGCGAGACAGUGCAAGGGCUCUGGAUAACAUAUUCUCGCAACAUGAUUAUGUCAGGAGAUUGUUCCCGGCCUUGCCCACAGUCUCUGGGGAGUAGGUCCGGACAACCGCUGCGUCUCUGAACAGAACAUACGCACAAAUAUUUAACGACAUUUAGUUGGAAUAAAGCACUAUAACUUAAAUAGUGUAUGACAAAUUACCAUAAAAUGUUUAACCCAAUAAGAUUUAAAGAAUAAAAACUUAAAAAUUUAGUUGUAUUUCGUUAGUUUAUUUUAAAUAGGAUGGGUUUAUUUAAUGACAUUUAAUAACUGUAGGAACUAGUGAGGGGGGCGGCAUGGUGGUGCAGUGGUUAGCACUGUUGCCGGGUUCGAGUCUCCGCCUGGGUCACAUGUGUGUGGAGUACUCCGAUUUCCCCCCACAGUCCAAAAACAUGCUGAGGCUAAUUGGAGUUGCUAAAUUGCCCGUAGGUGUGCAUGUGUGAGUGAAUGGUGUGUGAGUGUGCCCUGCGAUGGGCUGGCCCCCCAUCCUGGGUUGUUCCCUGCCACGUGCACAUUGAUUCCGGGAUAGGCUCCAGACCCCCCACAACCCAGUAGGACAAGCGGUUUGGAAAAUGGAUGGAUGGAUGGAACUAGUGAGUAGCAUUUAGCAACAAGCAUUAAAAACAUAUUUUUAAAAAGAAUAAAGCCUUAGUUAUUUUAAUAAACACGCUUUUUUCAGUAAUGUUUGUACACGCUCAUGCGCACACACAUGCACACACGCACACACACAUCCUGGAGGUCGGGG